Molecule: messenger RNA, 1128 nt
Organism: Neoarthrinium moseri
Lineage: Eukaryota; Fungi; Ascomycota; Sordariomycetes; Amphisphaeriales; Apiosporaceae
Exons: 1
Coding region: 1-1128 (375 amino acids)
Cellular component (GO): RNA N6-methyladenosine methyltransferase complex; nucleus
Molecular function (GO): methyltransferase activity; nucleic acid binding
Source: RefSeq, a predicted model, not a curated record
AUGCAGUCCUCCUUGCUCUACGAGAGUGCAGAUAAGUCUGUUGUCCUGAUUGACAUCCCUCGAUCACUCGAAGAGGCACAAGUCUUGGCUGGAAACCCGCCCCCGAGGCGGCUGGUGUCCUGCAAAGCCCUGACGGAGCCCUGGCAGAGACAUGACUCGAAAAAGGGUCGAGAACCAAGCGUCUCACAGUCGCCGUCGGCGGCCAUAGAUGAGCUAAUGACUCAGGAGACUGUUCGCGCAGCCAUUGAUCAGAUCGGCCAGUCGUACACCGGGCAUUGGUGCUUCUCUCGACUUGUUAAGAACGAGGCCCAAGAUACGACGGACAUUAUACCCCCACAAAAACGCAAACUCGACGGCGAGGAGGAGGGAGAUGAUGCAGCGAAGGUACAGACACCUCACAAGCCGGGAGAGUAUUUGAUAGACGAGCGUCCAGAAGAAGUUGGGAAUGAUGCGUUCUUCUUUCCAACUAAGGCGCAUCACCUGUUGGGCUCUAUCGAGAACGAAAGAGCUGCGUUCCUACAGAAGGCACCGGCUUUCGACCUUAUCCUUCUAGAUCCGCCAUGGCCCAGUAGGUCCGUCAGGAGGAAGAGGGAGAGCUAUGCCACGGCCUACGACAUGCACGAGACCAAGAAUUUGUUGUCUCUCAUCCCCGUCGCCGCACAUCUCAACCCCGAUGGGUUGGUAGCUUUGUGGGUGACUAACAAGCCAGCCGUAAUAGACCUUCUGAGAUCACCGGGUGGUAUAUUCGAUCUAUGGGGGCUCGAGCCGAUCGGCGAGUGGAUAUGGGUCAAGGUUACCAGCUCCGGCGAGCCCAUUGUAGAUCCGCAGUCAUCGUGGAGGAAGCCAUGGGAGCGGCUGUUGAUCGCGAGGAAGAAGGGCGGCACAGCCAGGCUCGAUGCCGAGAGAAAGGUGAUAUUUGGCGUUCCCGAUCUGCAUUCCAGAAAGCCGAACCUCAGGCGGCUCUUUGGCAACACAUUGCCCGAAGACUACGUGGGGCUCGAGAUCUUCGCCAGGAAUCUUACUGCCGGGUGGUGGAGUUGGGGAGACCAGACCCUGAUGUUCCAACAUCGACACCACUGGAUUGAAGAGGCCAUAGCAGAUGAAAAUGUAGUAGACAAGAAAAAGUAA